AUGAAUAUUAAAGAUUCAUCACAUCAUUCCAAAACAUCACUGAAUAUGUUAGAUAAAUUAUCAAAUAAGAUUUCUGCAAUUAAAGAUGAUAUAACUGGAGCUGUUAAAGAACGAAGUCGUUCAAUUUCAUCUGAUCGUCAUAGUUCAAUGUCUUCGACAAGUAGUGCAUUUUCAUUUCAUGAUGAAUCUAUAUCAAUACCAAUAAAAAUCAAACAAUCAUUCAAAAUAUCUGGCGAUACUGGUUCAACAUCAUCUCUUGCAUCAUCAUCUCGUCAUGCCUUAGAUUCAUUGACUGUACAUAGAAAUUGUAGUGGCAUAAAGCCAAGUUUUUUUAGUUCAUCAAAUUUAUCAACCGCCACUUCAGCACAUUCAAUAUCUUUAAUUAAUUCGACGACGAAUCAUUCUCCAUUACAUAGUACGCCUUCACAUUCACAACAAAAAUUAGAAUCAAUUCAAGAUGUAUCUACACCUAUGGAAGAUUCCAAUGUAAAAGAAUGUUUUAUUACUAAAAUUGAUCCUGUUGAAAUGACUGCAAAACCUACGACGGUUCUCGUAUCACAAGAUGCUAUGAAAAGAUCGGCUAUACUUUUAGCUGGACCGAAAUUUCGUUUAAAUUGCACAGAAACAUUUCAAAAUAAAUCAAUAAUCAAUAGUAAUGUUAUUUAUUCCGUUUCGACUAUUGUUGGUGUUAUUUGUCUAAUUAUUACAUUAUGGAAACCAAUUUCACCUUACUUUGCUGGUCUUAUUGUUGGUAGUUUGUUUGCUAUAGUUAUUGUUUACAUAUGGAUUCAAAUGUUUAUUAAUGAUAAAAUUGAAGAAACUGCCAUUGAAGAAUGGAUCGAUUUUCCUGCACUUGAUUCCAUGCUUACGAAAGUCGAUAAAGAAGAUAAAAAUACCAAUAUACAAGUAACUGGUGCUUACAUGAGUUUUCAUAGUUAUGAUGCUGAUCGUGAUGAUGAUUUUGUUCGUUAUCCAUGUGAUAUUCGUCUUGAUGGAUAUCGUCUGAUUAUUCAACUUGCUAGUAAACCAUGGAGUGAUGAUAAAAAACCUGAUAAAGAAAUAAAAUUUAUCGGAUGUCGAGAAUAUCUUGUUAAAGAGGCUCGAAUGAUACUCGUACCUGAAGCAACUUUAACACGUAGUAAAUAUUGGAUGAAUGAUUAUCCUAUUGUUAUACAAAAUUUACAAAUUCUCGAUAAACAAAUUUUCAAUAAACAACAAUUAGAAAAAUCUAAAGCUCAUAUAAAUGAUUUUUUUACGAAUAAUGCAACCAUUAUUUCAAUUUGGUUUGAAACUGGUCCACAAAAAGAAGAAUGGUUUCAUAAACUUGCUUUGAUUUUACUGAAAGGAAAAGAAGAAAUUGAACGAGUUAAUAAUUUACGUGCAAAUAGUAAAUCUCAAUUAUCAUCAACUAUAAGUAAUUCAUCACUCUAUCGUCGACAACCUCAAACUGAUUCUGAUAUUGAACUUAUUUCAAAUUUUGUUACGGAAUCUCAUAUUCGUGCUUCAGUUAUUGAAACACAAAUUAAUGCGGAAAAAUUACAACAAAAAGCAAAAAAAAAACAAUUAGAAAAUAUUGAAAAAGAUGCUAGUGGAACACGUCGAACAAUUGCGCGAAAAUCAAAAAAAUUCGUACCAAAUGAAACUAGUUUACAGAAAGUUCUUCAAACACCUGAAUGUUUAGAUGAAGCAGCUAUAACAAUCAAUUUCAUGACUCGACGACUUUUGUGUGAUAUGUUUGAUAUAUCUGUUUUUAAAGAUUUAUUAAAAGAAAAAGUUGAAAUGAAAUUAAAAGAACUUGCUGUAUCAAUUCUUGAAAAUCUUCGUGUUGUAUCCAUUGAUUUAGGCAAUACAUUUCCUAUUAUAUUAAAAAUUGAACCAAUGCAAUGGAAUACACAAGGUAUUUGGUUCAAUUUAUUCCUGUAUUAUCGUGGAAGUUUCAAAUUAUCAGUAAGAACACGAGUUGCACUUCAAAAAUUAAUCAAUUAUGAUCCAGAAACAGAUAAACCAAUAUUUGCUCAACAUCAUUCAGCACAAAUGGUCCAUAAAGAUGAUGAACAUAUCGAUGAAAAUGAUUUAAUUCAACGACAAAAACUUUUGGCGAAAGAACCUGAAAUACCAGAAAUGGCAGUAACACGAAAACUUGGAACUGCAUUAACUAAUUUAGCUUUAAAUAAAUAUUUUCAAUUCUUUGCUAAUUUACCAUUUAUAAAAACAUUAUUCGAGAAAUUUUCUCAACAAGAAGUUGGUGUUGAUGUUGAAGUAACUAGUUUUAGUGGUGUUCUCACACUUAACAUUCCUCCACCACCAAGUGAUCGAAUUUGGGUGGGCUUUCCAGAAAUGCCUGAUCUUAAUAUUAAAGUUAUACCAACAUAUGGUGCCAAUCAAUAUUCUUAUACAUUACUUCAAGAUUUACUUUCAGCUAAAAUUCGAGCUGAAUUAAAACGUCUUGUUGUUCUUCCAGCUAUGGAUGAUCAACUUCUACCAUUCUUUCGAGAUUGGGCUAUUGAUGUUAUCGGUGAAAUUGUAUCAAAACCUGUUAAUCCAAAUACCGAUAAUUAUAAAACAAAACUAAACGUCCAAACAUCUAUUCGUGAAGGAUUGCAAGAAUAUAAAAACACACCAGAUAUGAAUAAAUCAAAAACGACAUUAUCAAAUCCUUCAGAAACAAAUUCUAUAGAAAUUUAA
This is a messenger RNA of Adineta steineri, 2685 nucleotides long. The record is from the annotation of a GenBank genome assembly. Lineage: Eukaryota; Metazoa; Rotifera; Eurotatoria; Adinetida; Adinetidae.